AUCGUAGUAAAUAGUGUAACAGUGCAAGAAAAAAAGAAGUAUCAUAUCAAAACCUCUCUCUCUCUCUGAAAUCCCAUUAUUCAUUCGAAGUGGAAAGCACUAACAGCAAGCUAGCUACAUAAGGGAUCCAUCGGUGAACGGUUAUAGCGGUGGCGGGUACCGACACCCGGCAAAGAAGGGUUGUUGCGGUGGUGGCAAAUUGAAUCUCGUUGCUCUAGUUUUCGCCACCGUACCCCACUUAUAACCCCACCAUAGGUGCACACUAUCAAAUGGAAGAUCAACCACAAAGAGAGAUACACUUCCUCCCGGCGGCCACUCAUUCCGCCGCCGCCGUCAUCACCGCCGCCACAUUCCAUGCCCCGUCCCGGCCAGGCGCCGAUUCACCGGCAUCGAAAUCCCGGCCCUCCGCGGACGCGUUCGAUGGCCCGUCGCUAGACCUGCAGCUGUCGAUAAGCCUCAGGCCGCUGAGGCCGCCGCCGGAGAGACCGGCGGCGGUGAAGAUCGACGCCGGGUACGUGGAGGCGCUGAGGUGGCAGGCGGCGGAGCAGAUCCGGCUGGCGGCGAUGGAGAAGGCGUACGCGGAGCGCGUGAGGGAGCUGACGAGGCGGGAGAUGGAGCUGGCGCAGUCGGAGUUCGCGCGUGCGAGGAGCGUGUGGGAGAGGGCGCGUGAGGAGGUGAGGAAGGCGGAGGAGCUGAAAGAGCGGGCGACGUUGAGGAUCGAUUCUACGUGCAUGGAAAUUACUUGUCAUUCUUGCUGCCAAAAAUUUCGACCCACUGCAUAAUAAUAAUAAUAAUAAUAAUAAUAUAAAUAUAUAUUCAGAAUAAUAUAUUUAUCUUUCAGUAUAUUAAAUAUUUAAAUUCCAACUUAUAAUAAAUUUUGGAAUUGAAU
Messenger RNA from Cuscuta campestris, 889 nucleotides. NCBI's taxonomy places the organism in Eukaryota, Viridiplantae, Streptophyta, Magnoliopsida, Solanales, Convolvulaceae. The record is from the annotation of a GenBank genome assembly.